Molecule: messenger RNA, 7253 nt
Organism: Chiloscyllium plagiosum (whitespotted bambooshark)
Lineage: Eukaryota; Metazoa; Chordata; Chondrichthyes; Orectolobiformes; Hemiscylliidae
Gene: axdnd1
Product: axonemal dynein light chain domain containing 1
Source: RefSeq, a predicted model, not a curated record
GGGCAGCCUUGAUGUUCUCCUCUCCCAAAGCGAAGGGGCACCAUCAGGGACCUGUUAAUAUUAACCAGAUACUCUAUGGCGGUGUACAAAAGUCUGAUCCGGGCAACGAACUGCAUCCUGAAACCAAAUGCCCACAGAGUUCCGAGCAGAUACUCACGAUCGACCCUGUUGAACACCUUCUCCUGGUCGAGAGACAGGAAGGCGCUCGGCAGACCAGCCUGUCGACAGAAAUGGAUCAGGUCCUGGACCAGAUGGACGUUGUCAUAUAUCCUCCAGCCCGGAACCAUGUAGGACUGGUCCGGGUGAAUCAAGGGGGUCCGCACGAAGCCAACACCCUGGCGAAUAUUUUAUCGCGCGUGCUGAGAAGGAAGGCCGGAUGCCAGUUCUUUAAAACUUUGUCGGCAGCAGGACGAUGAUCGCCCUGCGCCAAGAAAGGGGCAGCUCUCCGGCAUUUAAACACUCCCCCCAGAACCUGUGCAUAGUCACUCCCCAGCAUGUCCCAGAACGUCCUGGAGAACUCCACAGUCAGCCUGUCCAGCCUGGGGGAAAUUGGUCCUCUUUCAAAAAAAGUGAUUCAGAACAAGUUGAACUUUGCAUUUACACCAUUUUAUUUCUCGUUUUCCUUACAUGAACAACUGCUGCUUUAUUCAUCUUGCCUUUGAUCUUUUUUCUUUAUUUGCUUACUUUGGAAUUCAAGUUUGUAAUGAAUAUCUAUUAAUUUAAUUGCAACACAAAAACAAAAUCCUGCAAAUCUGAAAUGAAAACACAAGAUUUGUAAUGUCACUCCAGUUUUCCACAUUCCUAUUCAAAACGAGAGCCCUACUGAAUGAUUCCAUGUUCAUAAAUGGGAAUUCCAUGUCCAGUCAGUGGGACAAUCACCAAUGUAGCUUAAGUCCUCAACCAUGUUUCUGGCUCUUAGGCGGGAAUGUUAUCUCAACCAAAAGACUGAAAACUUUAAAUUCUCUUCUCCCUCCAUCACGCUUUAUUGAGCUCUCCUGUAAAACGGUUGUGUUUUGAGCAUUUUCUGUUUGUAUUUCUUAUGUCACUUCAGUGGGCCCUUGCACAUUUCUUCCCCCAAGGAAUUGCAGGAUUUUUUUUGGGCUUCCUUAUUACAGUUUAUCAAGAAUUGUCAUUAUAUGCUUGCCGUUCCUCUUAAUUUUCCUCGAGUGCUCAGGAUUAAGGCGUCUUCACUGUUGCUGAACAACUACCUCUGAUCAAUUUGCUUGGGGUCCAACCGAGAGAAAGUAGCUGGAGGAGCUUGAGCGUACAAGUUCUUGUUGGAAGCUGUGGUGGCCUGGGUCUCUGGGGUUUGCCCUAACGUAGUAACCAGGGCGACCGCUGGGCCUAGGACCCUCCAGCCCCAGCAGCGGCCUGUGGGAAGGGGCUGGGGGAGACAGCACGCGGAAUCUCCGCGGGGAAGGCCCCCGUGUGUCCACAAUCCAGACGGUUACCUGCCCCGCGUGGUUAAAAACUGGCAGCAACGUCCUCGAUGGGAGGAGGAGUGAAACCGGCAAACGGCGGGGAGCUGUUUAACUGUUGCCAUGGUAACGGGGCGGAUCGCCGCCUCCUUGGAGAUCGGCCGCCGGCAACAGGCGGAACCUCGAGCGGCCCCAGGGGAAAGGACGAGUGGGCUCAGUCCAACAGUCCGCACUUUGCACUUAACUUUUCACUAGAAACCCUGGAAAGCUGUUGGAAAUGUCUGAUUCUGUUAAUGAGGUUCCUAGUGAUGAAGUUCUUACUGGCACGCCAAAACCUGAUGUGGAUGGCAUUGAGCUCAAUUCAAAUGUGUGCAAAUAUUUGAAAGAGCAAUCAGAGCCCACUCCAACUUCCGAACAGAUGUUGAACAGAAGAGAUUGUAUUGGUGAUGGGAAAAAAGACCCGGGGAGCAACAAAUCAUACACUGACAUUUGCAUGCACUUAAAGGAACAAACAGAAGUACGCAAACUUGAGGAUAACCCACAAGUCAUUGAUCAACUUCCACCAGCAUCUCUCCAAAAUGAUUUCAUCCCAGAAGAAAUCUUGCUGGCUUUGACGACUGUGACAAAUACAUGCUGUCGUGAUGAAUCCAUUAGACCACAAAUGAAAAGUAAAAUUCAAAAAGAUCAUAAAUCUCUGCAGAUACACGGCAUCCGACCAACUGAUCGUGUAUGGCAUCACCCAGUUCGGAGAAAAAAAUUCAAGUACUUGAUAGAUCAGCCUGUCCAAUUGGCUCAAGCUGGAAGAGAUAUCUCAUUUUUGUGUGAUGCUGUAUAUUCCCAAUGUUCUGAAGAGUCAGUACCUCCUGUGUCAGUAACCAUGGACAAGAGCGCAGUCCGGGCUCAACUUGAAAAACAACCUGUUAUCAAGCAAUUUGAAGUGCCUGAGAGCCUGAUACCAGACGAGUACCACAUUGUAAAGAAUAAAGGAGUCCUAGGAUUAGAAUACUAUGAGGAUAAAUAUACAACCCUACUUCAGGACCAUGAAAAGAAACUAAGGGUAUUUCCAUCUAUGAAACCAAGUGGUAGGGUUGAGGCCAUUCAGCUCUCUCAAGUGAUGGAUUCAAUGCUGGAAAAAGUUGGAUUUAAUGAAGAUAAUGAACAGCAAAAUAAAGGAGAAACACAGAUGCAUCAUUUGCUAGACCUAGUGAAAAAGGAACAAGACAUUUAUAACAUUGUAUUCCAUGAGCUUAUUCGUCAAAUCAGUGUGGAUUGUGCAGAGCGAGGAGAACUUCUUGCCAAAAUCAGAGAAAGAUAUGUAAAUUUAUUGGAUUAUAUUCCUCGUCAUUUGAAUAACAUGCACAACGAAAUCAUGAUGCAACGAGUGUUGGACAAACAACUUAUUGUGGAGCUGUUCGUUUUCCAGAAUGCUGUUGAAAAACUUAACAGUGAACUUGGUGAACUUCGAGAACGUGAUCACAAGGUGGCUAAGACCGUUGAGAAAACACAGACUGAUCUGAGUGAUGCAUUGAUUGAUGCCCAGAAACAUGCCAAUCUGCUGGAUGAAUAUCACCAGUUGUAUGAAUUGCAGAGAAAAAGAUUAAUUUCCCAAGUGAAUGCCCUGACCCAGGAGAAGGAUUGGUGGAGUGAAGCAGCCUAUAGCCUGGCAUUGAAGGUGAUUGAAGAGCAGGAUCUCAAACUAGUUCAUGACCUUCAAGUCAGUGAGAAACUCUGGGUUAAAGUUGCACAACACUUUGCCACAGUGCUUGGUACAAAGGAUGCAGAAGACCAGACCAGAUUACAGCAAAUUACUGCACGGUGGAGAAAGCUGAUGACCAAGUUUUCUAAAAUUCUUGAAGCUGCAGAGAAUUCAAGUUAUGAAAAAAGAGAGCAGGUUCUACUUGGCUUCAAGAAAUGGCAUGAAUAUUUUUCUGACAAAAUUUCGAGUCCUGCAGGAAUCAAGUCUAUUUCGAGAGAAAAGUUGUUAUUGCUGAGAAGUGAUAUGAAAUACUUUCAUGAGGUGAUCACUCAAGAUUAUACACGAUAUGAGGGGUCAUUAUUCUUAACUACUCAAGAAGAUCUACUGGAUGCAGAGCAGCUGCAACACGAGUGGACUGAUCUCACCCUAAUUCUGUUUGAACGUCACCGGUGGUCAGAUAAUGAUAAAAUGCCAGAGGAGAUAAAAAUGGAAGAAUUAAACAAUAGUGCGAAAGAACUGUCUCAACUUUAUACGAUCAUGCUAACAGGGGAUAAUGGAACUGCUUGGUCUAUAAUGAAGCUACAAGACCAGCUUGAAUCUUAUCGGGUUAAGUUCGACUAUGCCAAUAUGGAAGACGUAGGAUCUAUAGAAUUUGAUUUGCUGAAGCUUCAUGAGCAAUUACCCACUUUGAUAAAACUCUUGAAGGAUGCGAUGAACUUAGCAGCAUUCUCACAAACCGAAGAGGAGAAAAAGAAUAAGAAGUAUUCUGUCAGUCGACAUCUUGGAGAAGUAACUCAAAAGAUGCAGGAUUGGUUGUUGGAACUAUUUAAGAUGAUAACCCACAUGGACACUAAGCUCACUAAGCAGAUUGUCAUCAUUCAAAGUGCAAUGAGUCACCUGUUGGUAAAUCUAUUGCUUCAAAUGGUGCACGAUCCAAUUGCUAAUAUCAGAAAAAAAUACUUCAAACACCUCGCUUAUCCGGAUUCACCCGCAAAACUGGAGGAGAAAGCUCUGAUGGUAGCUAGUCGGCUGAAUAUCUUAUCAACACAGAUGUACAAUUGGUGCAGAGAUAUAGUUGAGGAAUUAGUUAAGCAACGGUCAGCAAAGCACCUUGAAGAUCCUGACAAUGAACUGAAGGAACUUGAAAAGCUCAAGGUGGAAAGCACUGAGUGGAUAAACAUCUGUGAGAUGCUGCUUUCUGAAAUUAAGCAACAACCAGUCCAUUUGUUGUCAUCCAGACAAGAUGAUGUACAGUCACAAAUUAACCUGACACGUGACCUAUGCACUGCUUGCUUGCGGGGUUCACCCACUGAAAUACUUGGCAUGCCUGACUCUGAUCUAUCUGUGCUAAUACCAGGAGAAACAGAAAGUGAUGAUGGACCAAAAACCAUUGCAUCCUUCCAGAAAUUGAGCAACAUUGACAAAUCUGAGACUGAAAUGCCAGGUGUUCACAUUGUCAGUGAUACCAGUGUGACUGAAGAAAGCUUAUCAUUGUCAAAAUCAAGAAGUCCACAAGAAACUGAAGGAACAAAAGAUGUUGAGGAUCAAAGUCCUGGAAUGGUUGAAAGUCAAUUAGGACAUAGUUAUGAAAAAUCCAUCCUGAAAUUUAUCGGUGAUGAUACUAACAUCCAUGAAAGAGACCUGAAAGAAACUCCUGUUCCUCUGUUAAAGGUUGGUAUUGAAGCUGUUGUUCCUAAAAACCCCAAGUCAAAGAAGGCAUUUGAGGCACUAACUGCUAUGGGAAUAUUACAGCAGCAACUUGUAGAAACAGAACAGCGUGCCAUGUACGCUGAGGAACGGGCAACAUUUCUGGAUGAAAGUCUGCAUGAGGCUUUGGAUAAAAUUAAGGAUCUAACAUUACAGUUGAAGGCAGAAGAAUCAAAGGAGCAAAUUCCAAAGCCAGAAAAAAAAUGUUCUGCAUGAGAAACUGCCAGAUAUUCCAAAAUAAUCAACAAUGCUCCAUUUUACGUUUGGACUGCGCUACCCAGAGAUGAGAAAGUUUCCUCCUGCCUCAUCUGAAUCCAUCACCAGAGGAUCCUUCAGUGAUCUGAAGUAUCAAUCAAUUUCAUCUGAAUCUGCCUCACAAUAUUCACUCCAUUGCCAAUUAUAUUUUUAUCCUGUAGUUUCUUGGAGAAAAUCAUCAUUAUGUUAAUAACACUAAUAAUCCAAUGCCCUAAUGAUCCUGCAACUGCAUUGACUGUUUCUAUUUUAGUAAAUUCCUAAGGCUCCCAAUGAAUGUGGUUUUCUAAUCUCUUCUCAUUUGUUAAAUUUGGUGCUACAUUCUUUAUAUCUGUAUUCACUGUCAGAAUCUUCCCACCUUCUAUUCCUUGUCAGAAUCUGGAGGUUGGGUGCUUGCCUGGCUUCUCAAUCCUUCUGCUGCUGAAGUAGGGAAAGUAUAUCUGCACUGGUUUUUGUGGCUGGCUUGUAAUCAGAAACUCAAAUCUGCUAAGUAAAUGAAAUUGGAUCCCUAAUUGGUUACAGAUUUUUUAGAGUUUUGCUGUCGAGUCUGAAUACUUUGACAGAAAGGAGGGAAGUCGCCAUCCCACAAGACAGCAGAAAGUACUCUGUUCACAAUUAUCUUCCUCUGUCUCCAGUUUUUCCUUCUCUGUCACUUCCUGCUCCUGCACCUCUUGUCAUGAACUAUCUCUUUAAGAGUCUCACUGUUCUCCGAAGUCAAUGCCUCUUGAAAGCCCUAUAUGGAGAUUGUGACAAACCACAUCAAUGACUUGCAGGAGAAUGCAUCAUAGGUAUAUGUUACAUUGUACUUUUAAAGUAGACAUUCAAUUCUCCUGGAGUCAGCUCAAGGAGAUUCUUAGUUCCUAAUGUUUUACUUCUGUUCUUUUACUUUCUCAGUCUGGGAAAUUUAAUCUCAGAUUAUGGUUACUCAGUGAGGCUUUCCUACUGUAGCAUACAAAUCCAGAUAAAUCUUCCAACCUUGAUUCAACUCCUCAUGAAUUUGGUGUUUUACACCUGAGCAUAAGCUUCAACCCAUAUUCCUACAUAGUUCAUCAAGUAGGAGCAUUUUGGCUUCCAGAUGCUCUGCUUUCCCAGAUCCUAAUAGACAAACCUUGCCUUAGAAUUUUCAGAGAUAUCUACCCUACACUACCCUCUCAAAGGCCAUGACCCUGGAAACAUGAAUCACAGUCUUCCACCCCAGGAGAUAUGCUUAUUAGCUGUCCUUGAGAACCCAACUCUCUCUUUUAUCUUGGACGUAAAUGGACAGUGUAAAGCACCACUGUUUAUAACCUGAGAUUCUCAAUGCUGUUCUGGGAACUUGGAGACUCGUGGUCCAUUUGCUAGCAUAUAGGCUGCUGCCAUUAUCUCCAGGUAUAAAUACCUUGCAUCUUUUUCCCAGUAAUACAAUCUGGGCACCUAUUAAUCUCUAUCAAUUAAACCACCCAGGCUUCCUGUCCAUUGGUGUUGAUUACUACAGUGCCAUCAGUCUCUCUGAACAAGAGGACUUUUAAAAACUGCAUAGUCAGUCAGGACACAUACUAUGCUGGAGGCAGAAUCAGUACAUGGGGAAUUUGAUUCAAAGUGGUAAUUUGGUAAGUGGGGAAAGAGAUUCUUUAAGGCAAGAAGUUAAGCUGGCUGAGUAGAGGAUUCAGUAAAAGAAGAGUUAUAUUGAACAUGAAAUAUUAAUUCAGUUUUUUUCUCCACAGAUACUGUCAGGCUAUUGAGUUUUUCCAGCACUUUCUGUUUUAUUCCAUUUCUAUCCCUGUGAAUCUGCAUCUGUUGUGAAAUGAAUAUGUUUUCCAGCUUUGGCAAAGAGAGCAUCAGUUACCUAGAAGACGCAGUGUGCUGUUGUUUAUGAGAUGUCGCUAAGGGCGACAUAGCUUAUUCAAGGGCAUUCCUUUUGCAAAUAGCAAGCCCCUGUUUGCCAUGCUGUGACUGUCUAAUGGGGCUAAGGAGAUUGCUUACUGCAACUAUGAUUUCAUCAACUUCCUAUGAAUUGAUCUGAAAUAGAUACUUUCUGAAACCCAUGUGCCCCUUGAAAAUUCUGCUGUCUGAUUGUCCCCCCACUGCCAUACCUCUUCCUCAUAAUUUUUAAAUUGGCUUCAGUAGGGAGGUGGGUGGGAUCAGUAUCCCAUGUUGUCUUCCCGUAUGUUGGCGGGACCAACCAGAAUAGCACUCAUUUA